GUUUCAAAUAAAAAUAGUACAUCAUUAAAUAAUUGUUUGUCUUUUACAAUGACUGCAAUACGCUUAUCAACAAAUUCAGUAAAAAAUCGAUCAUUAGUUCCGUCCAUUCAAGAACAUAUAAUUACAAUGGAAGAAGUUUUGUGGCAUGAUAACGCUGAAGAUUGUUGGAUUAUUUUGUAUGAUCGAGUUUACAACAUCACAGAAUUUCUUUUGGAGCAUCCCGGUGGAGCCGAUGUAUUAUUAGAGCACGCUGGUCGUGAUGCAACAUUAGCAUUUCGUGGAGCUGGACAUAGUAUAAAUGCAAUAAAUAUAUUAAAACGUUAUCAUAUCGGUAUUUUGCCAUUACACGAGAGAAUAUUUCGUAAACCAGGAGGUUUGAAAUUAAAAGAAAUGCCAGAAUAGUACUUAGUAAUUAGUAGUUGAGUAAUGUUUAUUUAUUUUUUUAUAUGUUAAUUUAUAUUUUUUAAUA
Molecule: messenger RNA, 469 nt
Organism: Chrysoperla carnea
Lineage: Eukaryota; Metazoa; Arthropoda; Insecta; Neuroptera; Chrysopidae
Product: cytochrome b5, seed isoform-like
Exons: 2
Coding region: 49-402 (117 amino acids)
Cellular component (GO): membrane; intracellular membrane-bounded organelle
Molecular function (GO): heme binding
Source: RefSeq, a predicted model, not a curated record